Messenger RNA from Dermacentor albipictus, 4902 nucleotides. RefSeq names its product sodium-dependent phosphate transport protein 3-like. Gene Ontology annotation, biological process: monoatomic anion transport; transmembrane transport. Gene Ontology annotation, molecular function: transmembrane transporter activity. The record is from RefSeq and is a predicted model, not a curated record. Gene Ontology annotation, cellular component: membrane. Lineage: Eukaryota; Metazoa; Arthropoda; Arachnida; Ixodida; Ixodidae.
CGGUUAUCGCGAUUUCCUUUUGUUCGUUUUUUUAAGUCGGAAGAAGUCGUGGAGUGCGCGGCGGGGCCAAAUUCCGAUUUCAGCGUUCGGUAGCGCUGCAUAUUUAGACACGGCGCCGGUGUUACGUGUCGCGUUUCCGAAUACUCGCCGUGGUCGUAGGCUCGGCGUCCCGCGUAGUCCUUUGUGCCAGUCGUGUGAUGCACGGACGAAAACCCAGUGCCCACCGUCAGCGACAGUCGGUGCACGUGAGACUGCCGGAGUACAACAAAUCACACUGCUGUCUCGCCGCAUGCGUAUACCUGCCAACUGCACCGGUGUACUUCGGUUUGCGCGGCCCUGAUGUGAAAGCGGCGAGUCAUGGCGAAAUGUCGUGUGCCGGGGCGUUACUUGCUCCUAGCCCUACUCUUCGUCGGCAACACGAUCCUCUCAACACACAAGUUUGACCUGGGCAUUGCAAUUUUGGCCAUGACUAACCAGGUUCCCGCCACAGACGAAGCGGCCAGUCUUGCACCCGGUGAUUCCUGGCUCCAGCAUGACAAUGACACAGUAGCGACACAUUUCAAUGCUUCUAGCAUUGCUGUAGUGAACAGCAGUGUGGAAACUGAAGACAAUGCCCUCCUCACCACCACACCUGCAGUUUCACUGGAGGAGGAAAGCACAGGAGCACCUGUAUUCUCGUGGUCACCUUCAGUGCAAGGUGUCAUCCUGGGUGCAUACUUUUACGGAGUAAUUAUGCCGCAGGUUCUGGGUGGUCGCCUGGCGGAGCGCUUCAGUGCCAAGUGGACCCUGCUGGCAGGGCUGCUUGCUUCCUCGGCACUGACAUCGGCAACACCAUGGAUAGCCACGUUAGGUGUCGCACCUCUGGUUGCGCAUAGGAUACUCCUGGGAUUUGUGCACGGUCUGAGUAUGCCAUCAUCAGUUGCCCUGGUGGCCCGGUGGGCGCCCCGACAGGAGCGGUCAACCUUUGUAGCCGUGGUGUUCUGCGGCCGGUACAUGGGCAUCGUGGUGGCCACCCUGCUCUUCGGUCACCUCUCCUCCAUGUCAGUGGCUGGAGGGUGGCCCUUUGCCUUCUACAUGUCUGGGCUACUGGGGUUCCUGUGGCUAGCCCUGUGGUACUUCCUGGCCUUUGACGAUCCGGCUCGUGACCCAAAGGUGUCUGCUGCUGAGCUUCACAAUAUACAGGGAGCGAAUGGAGGUGGACCACUCAGGGCUAGCACAGCGAAGCGGCCACUGCCAUGGCGAGCCGUGUUCACGUCUGCACCUGUGUGGGCCCUGGUGGCAGCCCGGUUUUCCAACCUGUGGGUCUCCAUGCUGCUGUUCACGAAGCUGCCAGCGUAUGUUGAAGGCGUCCUCGGGAUGUCCCUGCCUCAGAAUGCCAACUUCAGCGCACUCGUGUUUGCCUUCACCAUCGUGUCAAUGCUGGGCUCCGGUGUGAUCGCAGACUGUCUGCUUCGUUGCGGCCUCCAGACUACACUUGUCCGGAAAGCAUUUCAGCUCACUGCCAACUUUGGCCCCACGCUGUGCCUUCUGUGUCUGACCAUGGCCGGAGCGAACCGAUGGCUCGUGCUGUUCCUGCUGGUCAUCGGCAAGGUCACACUGGGUGCCUUCACGGCCGGCAAUGCGGCUGCCGUGGUUGAUUUGGCUCCAAUGUACUCUGCUACCCUUAAUGGGAUGAUUACAACAUUUGGACAGACCACAGGAGUGCUGGCUCCUUUGGUUGCUGGACUGCUGUCAUCCUCUGCAAAAGGCGACAAGGUGACACAGUGGAUGCACAUCUUCUACCUUGCAGCCGCCGUAAGCUUUGCUGGCGGUGUUGUGUUUGCCAUCUUCGGCUCAGCCGAGCGACAGCCUUGGGCCGACCCCGGCAGCAUGGCCACCACCAAGGAACAACAAUCAGUCCCGCCGUCGAACUCUGCUGACCUGGUGGCAUCUGCAGAAGAUGGUGUCAAUAUCGCAGCCAGCACAGCACUUCUUGGUACACCAGCAUCACCAGACACAGCAGAGAUGUCACCCACCAAGAAGCUUUGACACUAGUGAGGUUUUUGGAGACUGCUUCCUUGGUGUAGUUGGCAUUGCUCUGAGACUGCUUAGCUUUGGUUUGACGGCAGCAGAAGUGAUUGACGCUGAAGAACACAAUGUACAGAUGUGUGAAGAACAACUUCCAUUUGCGCUUGUAACGCAAAUGGAUACGAAGCGAUUGACUAACGUCGGUUAAGUCUAAUGGUGCAUUCGACUGAUCAGUUUUGACCACCCUGAGCAUUCCGGGGAUGAGAUUUACAUUCGGCUGAUCGAAACUGAGCAUUCAAAACACAUUUGUGUGGUUCAUCCAUUGUGCCACACUCUGGUUCAGAGCAGUUACAUGCAUUCUCACCUUCAAGCUGGUAUUGCAACUGGAAUUCGACAGAAUUCCAACCACUUAGCUCCUCUGAUUCCUGUGCGAACAGCUGAAUGUUUGGCCCGGACAGACUUUCUGUGGCUCCCAUCUUGAGAGAUCUCUGUAACACCGAGCUCGGUAAGAACCAGUCAAAUGCACUGCAAGGAAGACAAGCACAGCGCUCUGGGCACAGCCUUUCUGUCACAUUGUGUUUUCGUGUGCCGUUCUUGGCCAGCUCUGAAUAACCAACUCGCUGAGGCUUUGAGUUUGUAUAGUAGAAAGUGAGCGCAGGUGUCACUAAGUGCCUUGUCUUUCCAAACUCCUGCACAUGCCAAGCUACUGCGAGUUUACAAUCAUUGUAUACAUAUGCUUAGAGGUGUCGCACGUUGCUGCCAUCUUUAGUCUGGCUGCCAAAAGGAAAGGCUUGAUGUCGUGCAAGGUGUGGAGUAGGCUUGAAAUGGGAAAAAUUCCGGGGCGAAAAUUGUGGACUUCUGGAGCUGUCAUACUUUUGUACUGACUAGUCAUUAAUAUAUACAGCUAAAGCUGAACUUUGUGCUGGUUGGUGACACAAUACUGGAGUGCUUGAAAGCAGUUUGUGAAGGGCUUGGAAAUCUGAAAGGAGCACACUGCAAGUUUUGUGGAUCCUGGGUCUUUUUAACAGGCGUCACUUGCAGUGGCCCAGGAAAGCAGUCCAGGGCACGUGUCUUGUAUUCUAUUUUUUUUUUCUCAUUUUCCUUUUCUCGUCAUACGCUGCAGUGACUGGCAUCAGCCAGCCAUGACAGCAGAGCAGUAGCAUCCAGGCCAAUGAUAAAGAGAAAAAAAAUUUUAAAAAUGGAUUGCGAAAAUGCUAAAAAAUGUCUCCACAGGUACAUUGAUUGAAUACAAUAUAUCUGCAGCUACUGAAGAAUGGGUGAAGUGACCUUGUUGCGUAAAAAAGUUUACUUGGUUAUUUGCUUAAAUAUGAUAGAUCAAAGCCCACCUGUUGCCAGGGGGCCAUACAUCGUGACUACUUUUUUCUCGUUCUAUAGGGCUGGUGGUGAUGUCAAAAGCGCAAAAUCAAUAUCGAGCAGUUUUACAUCAGCAUAUUGACGUGGGUCCUUCCACAAUUCACAAGCAUUCUAAAAGACGAUUCUUUGGCACUGCUUUGCAGGGAUCAGUCUAUAUAGGCAUGCUAAUUUUACAGUGGUAGCUGUUGCAAGUUCUUUCAGCUGUCGAUAGGUUUACACAUCCAUCCAUAAGCCACUAAGCUAGCUACGUUAUACAACCUAGGUACAGCUGAUGCUGGACAUACCAAACCUAUACAUAUCAAAUUAUUGUCUAUUGGGGGUGAGGAGUUACGGAGUCGCCAUCUGUCGGAAGCGCCGCCCUUGCGUAGUAUGAGGGAUCACGUAGCACGCUCCUCAUAGGUUUCGCUUACGGCGCUCAAUAAAAACACCAUGCGUCAGCCCUCCUGGAUAUUUAUGUAGGUACUCUCAAAAUGAGGGAAGUUUUUGACUGUUGAUAUAAUAAUCUUGGGCAAACUGAAAGCACAGAAUUGUUUACAGACGCUAUCUCUUUACCAAAUACAUACAGUGAACGCCACUGCGCGCGGUCGCCGCGAUGGAGUCUCCCGAACCGGCUUCUUGCGUGAAAGGUACGCAAACCCUGAGAGUAAACUAUGUGAAAUAUGUUCUACUAGUGGGCUGUCUGUAUAACCAAAUGGGGCAUAACAGAAUGAAGCCGCAAUGCAGCGGUCGCACGGGUUCACAGCGGCCGACUCCGCGUCUGCAUGCAUGUCCGCACACAAUGUUUUGCUUUCGCUGUGAGCGCGUUUUCGCACCGUGCCGUGAGCUUUAGGCCUUAGCAUAUGAGCAUUUGACAGUACACUAGUAGAACCAUUGUUGUGUGGACACUGUCAGAACUGUUAAAAAAUAAUUUAAUUAUAGAAACUUCGACGCCUACGGCCACUGUGAUGUGCAGUCGCGACAAUUCAAUCUUUUUUGUCUUCUAAAUUCUUGGUAAUUUAAAUAUUAUUUUUCAAGUUGAGUCGCACUGUAUGUUUAUCGGUCUUAGCGUGUGAUUUCCCUCUGCUUCUUUUUUGUAAUCCAGUGCAUUAAUUCAUAACACAAACAUGACCAUAUAUGCUGGGCCUUUUUUUUAAUGUGCGUCUUACCGCUCCCUUUCCGUUCCAGUGAACUUGCCAGUAUCUAGCAUCGACAAGUUCACGGACCAAACCGUCAUGACGUUAGCCGGGCAGCAGGCAUGGGCGAGCGUCUGAGUGCGUGUUUUCUGCCACUCAUCGAACACCGCGCAUGCAGUCCCGGCGCCGUAGCAGAAAUGUUCCUUGCAUCUGUGCUUGCUGCAUACCCGAGUUGUAGCCGAUGGCUGUCUGCCGGUUCUAAGUUUUGCCAGCCAAGCUUCACGCAGCACCUUGCCUCAUGGCUACGUGUGAAUAAGUCUGACAGCAGGCUCCAUUGCGUACGUCCGGCGCUGCGGAACCAAGCAGUAGCCUACCAUGCUGCACACCUCCAAAGGCAGCCACUACCUAU